UAAUUUAACAUUUUAUCCUCUCAAAAAGGGCAUUUAUGAGAAGCAAAGAGAUGAAAGUCUCAAGGUGGAAAUGUGAAACUGUCACCCAUGCCAUCCAGCAAGAUAUGGUUUCAUGUGGUGUGUUUGCGCUUAAAUUUGCAGAGUGCAUACUGGAAAACAAGGACCAGAACUUUCCAUCAACAGCAGAAGCUGUUAAUACCAUGAGACUCAACAUGUCUUCCACACUUCUCUCAGAAUCAGACUCAGUGGAGAAUCUCUGCAGACACUGUGGCAGUGAGGACACAGAAGAUCACAUGUGGAUCACAUGUGACAGAUGCAACUGGUGGUACCACCAAGGCUGCGUUAAGGUCCCACAAACCGACACAGACUACUGCUGUGCAAUGUGUUUAUAGAUUUUAUGUUUGUACCAAUCUAAUUCGUUAAUGACUGCAGUUUAGUGGAUUUUCAGUUUAAACAUGUGACAUAAUUUUCGUUGACUUAAUUGGUUUUCCAAAAAUUUUUGUUAUGAAUAUUCUUUUGUUGAA
This is a messenger RNA of Xiphophorus couchianus (Monterrey platyfish), 524 nucleotides long. RefSeq names its product PHD finger protein ALFIN-LIKE 1-like. NCBI's taxonomy places the organism in Eukaryota, Metazoa, Chordata, Actinopteri, Cyprinodontiformes, Poeciliidae. The transcript has 4 exons. The record is from RefSeq and is a predicted model, not a curated record. Gene Ontology annotation, molecular function: cysteine-type peptidase activity. Gene Ontology annotation, biological process: proteolysis. Bases 36 to 392 code for a protein of 118 amino acids.